Salvelinus sp. IW2-2015 is the source of this 386-nucleotide messenger RNA. Its product is annotated as rho GDP-dissociation inhibitor 1. Gene Ontology annotation, molecular function: protein binding; Rho GDP-dissociation inhibitor activity. Lineage: Eukaryota; Metazoa; Chordata; Actinopteri; Salmoniformes; Salmonidae. Gene Ontology annotation, cellular component: membrane; cytoplasm; cytosol. The record is from RefSeq and is a predicted model, not a curated record. Gene Ontology annotation, biological process: Rho protein signal transduction.
GGAAACGAGUUGUAUGGGGCGGCGCCGUUCCUUCUUCGCCAUACUUGCACAGGGAAGAGCAACAGAAGCACUUAUUCUGCAAGCGCCUGGGAAAAAACAGCAGGAAAACGACAUGGCUGAGGACGAUUUGACUCCGGAGCAGCUAGCAGCCAUCGCUGCGGAGAAUGACGUAGGCGAGACGGUCAACUACAAGCCCCCGGCCCAGAAGACCCUGCAGGAGAUCCAGGAGCUGGACCAGGAUGACGAGAGUCUCCGGAAGUACAAGGAGGUUCUGCUAGGAGCCGGCGCUGCUGCUGUCGCUGAUCCCAGUGUUCCCAACGUCCAGGUGACACGGUUGACACUGAUGUGUGAGACUGCCCCGAACCCACUGACCCUUGACCUGCAAG